Messenger RNA from Nematostella vectensis (starlet sea anemone), 1340 nucleotides. RefSeq names its product 39S ribosomal protein L23, mitochondrial. The transcript is spliced from 4 exons. Lineage: Eukaryota; Metazoa; Cnidaria; Anthozoa; Actiniaria; Edwardsiidae. Gene Ontology annotation, biological process: mitochondrial translation. The record is from RefSeq and is a predicted model, not a curated record. Gene Ontology annotation, molecular function: structural constituent of ribosome. The coding region runs from base 38 to 457 and encodes 139 amino acids. Gene Ontology annotation, cellular component: mitochondrial large ribosomal subunit; ribosome.
AAAUUGCUAUUUUUGGGCACCCUGUGUGCAAUCCAAGAUGGCGUACCGACAUGUCGUUAAGAAGCCAAGAUUGCAGUCUCGUAUUUUCCUUACAAACUGGUUUAUGAAGAUAGUGCGGCCCGGGAGAGAGCUGGAGAGUAAUGUUGUGCAAUUUCAUGUCCCGAUGGACAUGUCAAAGAUUGAUGUGAAAAACUAUUUAAAAAGCAUCUAUCAAGUUGAUGUUGCAAGAGUGAAUACUAGAAUACAACAAGGUAAAACAAAGAUGAUUCAAAAGGGUGAUAAAUUAGUGAAGAAGAAAUUUCCUGACUACAAAGUGGCCUAUGUGACACUGGCUGAUGGCACAUUCAAGUUUCCCGAUUUAUUUCCCAAAAGAGUACAAGCAGAAAAAACACAAGAGAUCCCACAACAAAGUACCAAAGAACAGGAGGCCCCAAGCCAAGACAUGAAGUGGUUUUAGUACCAAAUCUAUGGACAUAUUUAUUUGGUGCAAUCGGCUGGAAGCUAAAAUUUAACAAACAACAGCUGUUACUUUUAUAUUAUUUUCUGUCAACAGUGAUUGAACUGUCUGCUCUGAUACACCUAUUUCAAAUAAGGUUGCACUCGGGAAAUGUGUGUAUCGUAACCCGUAGUGCUUCAUGGGUAUCAAGUAAAUAAGCAAAUAAUUGUAAGUAAAAUACAAAUCUAGGUUUAGGGAAUCUAGGGAGCUGCAGAAUUCAUGUUUACAUUUUUAAGAACAUUCACAUAGCUUUGAGAUACAAGGAUUCAGCCUGUUAUACGCUACCCAUGAACCACCGUGGGUUACGACACAUGGGUUCUCGAGUGCAACUUUAUUUGAAAUAGGCAUAUAUAAUUUAAUGUUUCAUGGGAAGCUCUUUCAACUGCAGAUGAUGAGAAGACGGUUAUCAAAUAAUGCCGUUGCCACCAUUGUCAAAGUGGAAGUUAGCUAAUUAGGUCGCAAGAAUCACUGGAUUAAGUUGAUAACUUGGAAAUGUCCAUCAUAUUCUGCAGGUGCAGACGCAGGGGGGUGCACAGGGUGCGCGAUCACCCUCUCCCCCCCCCCCAAAAAAAAAGUUGGUCUUCAAAUACAAUGCUCUUUCCAUAUACCUAUGACUGUGCACCCCCAUCAGCCAAUCCUGGGCACGCACCUGUUCUGAUGUGCAUUGAAUCAUCCUUUGCCACACCAGUUAUUUAAGUUCAUUUUAAUCAGACAGUGCACUCCUUAAAACAUUGUGACACUGUUAGUUGUGGAUAUUGUUCUCGUGUUUAUGGUUAAUAUUGUGAAACAAUAACAACGACGGUGUUGGUGAUAAUGGUUCUUUUAAUAAAAAGUUUAAUCCACA